AUGAAUGAAAUAUCGAAAAUGAACGAAACAAUCUACAGAUUUCGUUUUGGUAUUACUGAGAAAACUAUUCAAAUUACACAACAACAACUUAAUCAUUUUCCUUAUUUAUUUGCUUUUGUAAAUCAUAGAGAUGAUUUCUCAGUCAAUAAGAACGACAAUGGUGAAUACAUAUUAGACAACCCUAUUUGUUAUGACUGGUUUAAGUCGAUCUUUCAAUCGGUUAUUAAGGAACAACCAUCUGCUCUAUUCACUGAAUUAACACAUGAAGCAGAUGUAUUAUGUAUGCUUGAACUUUAUGAUUAUCUAUGUAUUGAGCCAUUACCACUUCCUCUUCUUAAAAAUCAACAACUUGUUUUGACAAAUCUCAUUGAUAUUGAUGAUGUGAACAAACAUAUUCAAUGGCGUCCAGCAAAUAUUCGUGAAGCACGAAAUAUAGCUGCUCAAUUUAUCAUUAGUAUUAGUAAAAAUGCUUACAACUUAAAUGAUUUAAACACAAUAAAUAGUAUCUUCACAUUACUCAUGGAUAUUUUCUCACAUCCAAAUAUUUUUCAUUCAAGAUUUCGUUAUCACACAUUGAAAAUAAUAAAAAAAGAAUGUUUUUCAUUAUUUUCUCAUAGUCAACAAAGACAACUGCCAACUAAUGAACAGAUCAUUCAAAAUAUUAAAAUUCAUUUUGUUAGAUAUUUAAACAAUGAGAAUCAAUAUCUUACACCAAACUUCUACAAUGCUUUUGCGUGGAAAGAUAUUUACGUGUCUUCAGCUAAAUUCAACUGCUACUUGGACUUCAGUCCCUUCAAAACUCUUGAUCGUUCAGAUUUUGUGUUGAAGUUACGGUGUCUGAGUGAUGAUUUAGAACCACGAUGCAAUGAUACAUCAUUUGACGAUUUUGUAAUGUCCCUCUAUAAUCUCCAGAAAGAGCAAGAGCAAGAGCAAGAGCGAAAGAAAAAAGAAGCCCAAUCAGCUCGAUCAGGACGGUUUAAUACACUACCGAAACGACCAAAAGUUGACAAAUUCAAACAUCGAUCUGGACCAAAAGCUCAAAAAUAUCGAUAA
Messenger RNA from Adineta steineri, 1053 nucleotides. Lineage: Eukaryota; Metazoa; Rotifera; Eurotatoria; Adinetida; Adinetidae. The record is from the annotation of a GenBank genome assembly.